Gossypium raimondii (Peruvian cotton) is the source of this 1434-nucleotide messenger RNA. Its product is annotated as two-pore potassium channel 1. The transcript has 3 exons. Lineage: Eukaryota; Viridiplantae; Streptophyta; Magnoliopsida; Malvales; Malvaceae. The record is from RefSeq and is a predicted model, not a curated record. Gene Ontology annotation, cellular component: plant-type vacuole membrane. Gene Ontology annotation, biological process: stabilization of membrane potential; potassium ion transmembrane transport. Gene Ontology annotation, molecular function: potassium ion leak channel activity. The coding region runs from base 222 to 1289 and encodes 355 amino acids.
UACAUAAUUUGCAUGAAAAACAUGACCUUUAAACAUAGAUCUCAUAGAUCUUGGCCAGUCCACAGUGUUUCACAUUGAACUCAAUGCGGAUAAUUCUCUCAAGUUUCAAUUUCGGUUCUUCUAGUUACUUAAUUGGAAUCAUCUUUGUUUCUGGUUGUAUAAGAGUGAAAUUCCAGAUUCGGUGGUUUCUGGUAGUGAUCUAUGUCUGCUGAAUCUUCCUAAUGGCCUGCAACGAUGAAAACGAGCCUUUGCUAUCAGGAUUAGCGACUCCAAGAACUCAAAAGACUAAUGGGGAUAGACCUAAGAAGAGAAGGUUUCGACGAGUUAGGAGUGCUCCUUUUGCAGAUUUUGUUCCUACUGAUGGUAAUAGAGAAGCUGCACUUCCACGUUCCGGGUCCAUUUUCGGGAGACUUAAUCCGAGUCUUAAGAAGGUAGCUCUAUUUUUGACGUUAUACAUGGGUUUAGGCACCAUUUGCUUUUAUACAGCCAGGACCCAAAUCAAAGGGGACAAAACAAAUGGAAUUCUUGAUGCUCUUUAUUUUUGUGUUGUUACAAUGACCACUGUUGGAUAUGGAGACCUUGUUCCUAACAGCGACCUCGCAAAACUACUAGCCUGUGCCUUUGUCUUCACGGGAAUGGCUCUGGUCGGACUUGUACUGACCAAAGCUGCUGACUACUUGGCGGAGAAGCAAGAAAUAUUGCUGGUUAAAGCUUUACACAUGAAUCAAAAAGUUGGUGAACUUCAAGUUCUUAAGGAGAUUGAAACUAAUAGGGUGAAAUACAAGUUUUAUACAACACUAAUCAUUCUUGUUGUGCUUAUAUUAACCGGGACCAUCUUCCUAUAUGAAGUUGAGAAUUUAGGCCUAGUCGAUUCGUUCUACUGCGUUUGUUCUACCAUUACAACCUUGGGAUAUGGAGAUAAAAGCUUCUCAACCGAAGGAGGUCGUAUUUUUGCUGUGUUUUGGAUAUUAGCUAGCACUAUCUGCUUGGCUCAGUGUUUUCUCUAUGUUGCUGAGGUAAAUACAGAGAACAGACAAAGAGCACUGGUGAAAUGGGUUCUUAGUCGAAGAACAACAAAUGUAGAUUUGGAGGCUGCUGAUAUUGAUGAUGAUGGAGUUGUUGGAGCUGCUGAGUUUGUUCUAUUCAAACUUAAAGAAAUGGGGAAGAUUUGCCAACAAGAUAUCUCAGUUAUCAUGGAGGAAUUCGAGAAUCUAGAUGUUGACCAGUCCGGAACCUUGUCUGUAUCUGAUAUAUCUGAAGCUCAAUCUGUUGAAACUAGGAUGCCAUAGAAACACUACAUAGAAUGAAAUGUUACUAUUAGCCAACAACAACUAUUAGGAGGAAGUAGGCGAAUGAUCUUAAUCUUACGACUAUUAUCUAAACCUGUAAUACCAACUUUUAAUCAUUUAUAGAUCACUAUUUUGAGUUAUUGAA